GCUCUGAAAAACCAAGAUUUUAGAAAACCCAAAAAAGAAAAAGGAAAGUGGUACCUUUUCUGUUCCAAAAGAAAGAAAAGCGAUAUCUUUUCUUUUUUCAAGAAAAAGACUUUUUUUUUGCACCUUUUAAGAAAGUCUUUUUCUUGCAUAAUUUUUCAUUUUUUGAAGGGAUCUUUCGUAAAAUUGAGUUCAGUUCAAUGAAAAACUGUUGUGGAGAGUCCGGAGACGUCUAGUUUUGUUUAGAAAUGUUAUCUUUACACGAUUGGGCUAUUUACAAAGAGUUUUCGUUGGAAUCGCGAGACUUGAGUUUUUUCGGUUUUCUAAAAUCUUGAUUUUUCAGAGACCCGACUUGGAGGAAUUUUAAUGGAAUUUUUAUAUACACUUUAUCUGAUUAGAAAUUCUUUCAGUUGUUCAAAUCUUUUUCACAUUUGUUCUAACUAUUAUGACGACGGAGAAAAAUUAAAAAUAAAGGGACACGCUCAAUUUUGGCGGUCACUGUACGAUAGUGUAAUGGAUCCGCCGGCAAAAAAGGUUCGAUACUCCGUUGAUAUUGGGACUAGACCUUUGGAACUUUUGACACUAUUGCAGAAUAUGUUCAUCUAUUCCGCAAAAAACGGCUACUCCUAAAUGUCAUUUCGUUGUCGAGAAAUGAAUUUUUUCUCGUUUUUGUGAAAAACCAUAAAAUGAACAUAACUCGGUCAAAAACACCUGAUGACCCAAAUUCAAUUAGGCUUUUUUUGAUACUCUAUCUACGACCAAAGGACGAACAAAAUCGAGAUUGGAUAGUUGAAAGUAUUGUCUCGUUAGUACUUUUAAAUAUUUGUAUGCCUUAUUUCAUAGAUUUAUCGAAAUUAACAUUGACAAACGAAAUUCCGUCGUUACAACGACUGACUAAAAUUAUAAGAAAUGGAGUUGCUGAUGAAGCUGGCAUCAAAGAUAAUGAUUAUUUAUUAGAGGUUUGUAUAACUAUACUUCGACAACCUGAAACUCACACAUGCACACCUGUUUCUGAUACAACAACUAUCGUGGAAGAAGCUGUCCGUCGCAUGAAAACAUGUGCACGGGAAGAAAUCACAUCGGUUACCAAGAUUUAUUCUCAAGAAGUGGUGAAAACAAGACUGGAAAAUCCAGGAAUUUCAACUGGUCUUUUUUUUCCAUCAUUGUCCAGUUUGGAUUUAAGUCUAUACCAUCAACGGAUAAAAAAUUUUCCAACACUUCCGAAGUCAUUAGCUGAUUUAUCUCUUCCAUAUGAAUGGACGUUAACUAAACAGGGGCAACGUUUUCUUUUCGUUGACGAAGUUGUUAAUGGCAUAAAUGUGUCAUUGAUGCCACAUGAAGACUGUAUCAAUUUAAUUAGAAAUGCUAAUGAUACAUUACGUCUGACAAUUAUUACGCCAACAACGCACGUCAACUCUUUUAUCAAUAUUGAACACUUUUUACGUCCAGAACAAUGUGUUUAUCUUCAACCAGUCGAUAAUAGAGAUAUAGAAUUAAUUUCUAAUUGGUUUAAUUUAUUACACGGAUAUUGUGAUAAACCGGAAGGAAAACUUGAUAAAAUAUUUAAUACAAUAAUUGAUGAACCUAUUAAUGCUAAUAUACUUUUUAAUAUUAUUAGCAAUGAUGAACUCACAUUGACACCCUAUAUUGUCGAUAGUCUCAAACGUAAUUCAUUCUCUGAUAUACAUAGUGUAUUUUCUACCUAUGUUGAUUUUAUUCAUAAAACAAAAACUAUUGUAAAUAAUAACAAAUCAAAUAAAUUUGCCUCUAUAAUUGAUAGUAUAACAACACGAUUAUUAAUUAUAAUGGCGAUUGAAAGUAUGUCAAAUGAAAGUCAACGAUUUUUAGGUACAUAUAUUCGAAAAACUGAUUUACCCAUUCCAUUCUCCUAUUAUAUAUGGAAUAAUAAUGAACAAAAAUUAUAUUAUAAAAUAAAUUUUAAUUGUUUAAUGGAAACAUUAUGUUUGACAAAUGAUCGUCUAUAUCUUCAAUUUGGUAGUCCAUCCUGUAUAGAAUUUGGUAAAACAAAUUUAUUACCUUACAUAUUCAAAGAUAAAAGAAAAGAAUCAAUUUAUUUUGAUCAGACUGAUCAAUUUUAUCGUUUAUCGUGUAUUGAUGUAUUAUUCGGUACAACACAAUCAUUCAAUAAAUCUUAUGUUAUCUAUGAUCUACAUGGUACAAUUGAUGAACAAUUGAAUUUACAUUUAAUACAAACAAUUCAAUUGUAUGCCACAAUACAAAUUAUUUAUCUAAGUGAACAAGAUUUAUCUACUGAUUUUUUAGAUAAAAUAUUGAAAAUUUCGUCAGAAAAACCGACAAUUAUUGUUCUAUUUGAUAUAAAUUACGAUGAUGAAUUAGCAACAACAAAAUUAAUUCAACGUUUUCAACAUCACUAUGUACAAUAUCAACAAUGGACAAAUGUAAAAUGGACAUCAGUACCAAUAUUAAAUUCACCAAAAUCAAUUAAUAAAUUUAAUGCUGAACGUCGAAAUAAACGUUUGAGAAGUACAUUUGAGAAUCUAUUUAGAGGCUGA
Messenger RNA from Didymodactylos carnosus, 2531 nucleotides. NCBI's taxonomy places the organism in Eukaryota, Metazoa, Rotifera, Eurotatoria, Philodinida, Philodinidae. The record is from the annotation of a GenBank genome assembly.